UGUUUUUUUGCGAUUCUGCUCUGCGUGGUAGUAACGUUGUAAGCGUCGUUAUUAGAUUUAUACAAUUGUUGAUGAUUUAAAGUUGUUUUUUUUUUAGUUGUUGUAAUAUUUGUACAGUUUUGUAAAUAAUUUUAUAAUGAUGAAUAAUAAUUCACCACAGAGGAAAAGUAGCAAUACUAGGGAUAUUCCAGGAAGAGUUGUUAUUAAUGAUGCUUCUCAAUUACCUAUAGACUACUCAUCUACACCUGGUGGAACCAUUUUUUCAACAACUCCUGGUGGUACCAGGAUUAUAUAUGAAAGAGCAUUUUUAAUGCAGAUGCGCAACUCGCCUAUUGCUCGAACUCCACCAAAGAACUUACCCAACAUACCUGGGAUUACUAGUCCAAAUAAUGUGAAACCAAAGGAAAAUGGUACAGUUCAGCCUUCUGAAGAAAAACAAGAAAACAAUGAUGAAGCUCUGUUCUCCAUGGAUGUGUGAAGUACAACUAAAUCCUGAAAUAUAAAGCUUAAACCUUGGAUUUUCCGUGCCAUUUUUUUUUUUUUUUUUUUUUUUAACUACUUUGAUUUUGAGCCAUCUUUCUGCUUGUCAGAAAACCCUUGAGUUGGAAGUCGCAGAUCUGUGUACUGCCAAAUUUGUUAUAAUUUGAUUUCUAGUUGUGAAACUACAUGUUAUUCUUGUUUUUGUGUUUUUGGCCCGGUUAUUAAUUCGAUUUUUUUUUUUAUUUUAAAAUUUUAUGUCAAGUCAGUUUUGACUCUGUGUUCUGUUAAAAAAUGCCAAUAUUGAAUUUAUAUUACUGAUAUUGAUAUAUACUUACUACUUUGAUUUAUUUUUGUUGCACGGCCAAGGUUAGCGAAACAGAUGUUUGCUUUUUAAUAAUAAAAGAAACCAUUACUUUUUUGGUUUAA
Molecule: messenger RNA, 906 nt
Organism: Argiope bruennichi
Lineage: Eukaryota; Metazoa; Arthropoda; Arachnida; Araneae; Araneidae
Gene: Thor
Product: eukaryotic translation initiation factor 4E-binding protein 2-like
Exons: 3
Coding region: 137-478 (113 amino acids)
Biological process (GO): negative regulation of translational initiation
Cellular component (GO): cytoplasm
Molecular function (GO): eukaryotic initiation factor 4E binding
Source: RefSeq, a predicted model, not a curated record